CUUGCUUGAUAAGAAGUCGAGAGUAAAAUCCCACAGUCAACCAGAAAUCGACCAUGAGAUACCCAGCCAUUUUUCGCUCAUCCUGGUUCCAUGUGAUAGUCUAAGAUCUGAGAGAUUUCAGCAAAUUCAUGUUUAGAGGAGCUGAAAGACUCUGGGAGGGACCAGCCGGAAGGCAAGGCAAGAGGAACAGAGGAAAGAAAACGAGAACGGGAUCCAGGAAGACAUCUGGCGGAACGUAAAUGCAAAAAGCUGGAUUUUGUAAAUGCCGAAGUAAAUUAAAACCAUACCCAGAAGGGAGCUGGGUGGGGUGACGGUUGUUUUUGGAGCUCGGAGCUGUGUGAAGCCAGCAAAAACUCACUGGAUUUUUUUAACAUGCUGUUACAUCAAAAGGGUCUUUGCCGGAGAGACUUGCAAUAGUAUGUAUGUUAUGUAGACAUAGAGCAGGGAAGUCUUGGAGGGCAGGCGGGAGAGGGGAGAGAAAGAGAGGUCGAAGGUGAGGCGUGGAAACGCUUGUCGUUCUGGGUAGGACUGUUACAUGCCUAUGUUUCAUGGGCUGUACACUGAUGAGGUCAUAAGUGUUUUCUAGCAGAGUGAGGCGGAGAAAGAAAGUCUGAAGAAAGUUUGCUUUUGGGGAGGAAGAAGGCGAGAAAGAGGAUCUGAGACAUGGACCGAGUAAAUCUGUUCCUCUUAGCUUCACUGUUGUUUGUGCAGGAGUCUGUUGUUCAUCCUUAUUCAGUUUCGGCACCAGCAGAUGCUUCCAAUCCGGAGACCAUGGUGGUGUCUGUGCUGAACAUCACCGCCCGGGCGGGCUCCCGAACCGUCCUCUCCUGCAAGAGCUACCGGAUGGUGUGGACGCAGGACCGCCUGAACGACCGCCAGCGCGUGGUCCACUGGGACCUGGACAGGAGCGGGCAGGUCACCGAGCGGCUGUGCGACAUGUACUCGGCCGGGGAGCAGCGCAUUUACAGCUCCUACAACGAAGGGCGCAUCUCCAUGCCUGAGAACGCCUUCAUAGACGGCAACUUCUCUCUGGUGAUCAAGGACGUUGCCGAGAGCGACCAAGGCGUGUAUUCCUGCAACCUCCAUCACCAUUAUUGUCACCUGUACGAACGGGAGCAAAUACAGCUCGACGUCACGAAAAAAGCCAAAGAAGUGGAGCGGUACUGGGAUGGAGAGAAAGUCGUGAUCGUGGCGCUGAAAGGCAGCACGGUGGUGCUUUCCUGCAUCAACCGGAACCAGGUCUGGACCGAGAGACACGACGAAGAGCAGCAGCAGGUGGUCCACUGGGACCGGCAGCCCCCAGGCGUGCCUCACGACCGGGCGGAUCGGCUCAUUGACCUGUACGCUUCGGGGGAAGGGCGUUCCUACGGCCCUCUCUUCAUCCGGAAAAAGAUGAAUAUCACCGACAAAGCCUUUGCCUUGGGCGACUUCUCCCUGAGGAUAUCUGCUCUGGAGGUCGCUGACGAGGGCAUCUAUUCCUGCCACCUCCACCAUCACUACUGCGGCCUCCACGAGCGCAGGAUCUUCCACGUCUCCGUUCUGGAGCCCGAGCCAGAGAAGAAGGUUGUGGUGAACCUCACCCACCACUACGUGCCUCCUGCAGGUCCGAGCAGCGGCCACAGCCACAACGUCGUCAACGUCGUCAUCCCCGAGAGCCGGGCUCACUUCUUCCACCAGCUGGGCUACGUCCUGGCCACCCUGCUGCUCUUCAUCCUGCUGCUGAUUCUGGUGGUCCUCGUGACCCGCAAGCGCCGGGGGAGAGGCUUUGACUACAAUGUGAAGAAAUGCGAAGAGAAGGGCGUGAAUCUCAGGGAAUUUCCAUCCGAUGCGGCGGAUCUGUCCAACUACAAAAGCGAAGAAAUAAGACUGGAUUAUAAGAACAAUAUCUUGAAGGAGCAAGCGGAACAGAGUCGGAUUCUCCCUGCCAAAAAUAUUGAUUUAGAUAAAGAUUUCAGGAAGGAAUAUUGUAAAUGAAAGAUCAACUUAAAGCUCCUGGCUGGACCAGAAGCCUCAUCCAAAAUUUAAGCAAACAAGAGAAGCUUCAUUUUUUUUUCUUUUCCGUGUUGCUCUCCGUAGACUUUUCUUCCUGUCUUGCGGGCAACAGAAGCUUAGAUGGCACUGCAGCCCUACAAGUGCCCUCCAGAUGUGCAGGACUACAACCUCCAUCAUCCUCAGCCGGCUGCUCCAACACAUCCAGAGGGCACUUGCAGAAGUCUGUCAUUCAUACACACCUGGGACUAAGAUCCACUGAACUCACUAGCACUUACUUCUGAGUAGGACAGGUGUCAAGUUGUCCUGCUGAAUUUUUACCCUUUUUUUUAA
Varanus komodoensis (Komodo dragon) is the source of this 2322-nucleotide messenger RNA. It is a transcript of the gene MXRA8, whose product is annotated as matrix remodeling associated 8. Gene Ontology annotation, cellular component: membrane; cell surface. The transcript is spliced from 10 exons. NCBI's taxonomy places the organism in Eukaryota, Metazoa, Chordata, Lepidosauria, Squamata, Varanidae. The record is from RefSeq and is a predicted model, not a curated record. Bases 664 to 1974 code for a protein of 436 amino acids. Gene Ontology annotation, biological process: cell adhesion; establishment of glial blood-brain barrier.